Messenger RNA from Armigeres subalbatus, 1235 nucleotides. Its product is annotated as Golgi SNAP receptor complex member 1-like. The transcript has 5 exons. Gene Ontology annotation, biological process: vesicle fusion; endoplasmic reticulum to Golgi vesicle-mediated transport. The coding region runs from base 222 to 911 and encodes 229 amino acids. The record is from RefSeq and is a predicted model, not a curated record. Gene Ontology annotation, molecular function: SNAP receptor activity. Gene Ontology annotation, cellular component: Golgi medial cisterna; SNARE complex; cis-Golgi network. Lineage: Eukaryota; Metazoa; Arthropoda; Insecta; Diptera; Culicidae.
AGAAGAUUUUAAAAUAGACGAAAACUGGGGUUGGGGUGAUUUCUGGUGGUCCUACCCUAUGUGUUAUGAUAUUUUCGAUAUUUUUGUCGAGAAAAAAGUGUUGUAAAUUUGUUGAUAAGUAAAUCAGAGUUAAAUUAAAUCGCUGUGAAACUCGUAAUGAUUCAUUAGGCAGCAUUGCAAAUUGUUAUCUCUGUUGAACUUUAUCUUGUUGUUUUCCAAAUAUGGGCACAUCGGAUUGGGAUGCUCUUCGGAAACAAGCCCGUCAUCUGGAGAACGAUAUUGACCUGAAGUUGAUCGCAUUCAACAAAGUUGGCACCGGAAGCAGUUCGUUGAACUCCGCUGGAUCCAGUGACACGUCGCCCUUAUUGGGGGACCAUGUCUUCGAGUCGCUCUCGCUGGAGAUCGAGCAGAUGCUGGACCAGCUGUCAAACAUCAACGAGCGGAUGGCGGAGAUUCCUGGCACCGGAGCUGCCGUUAUGCAUGUCCUUCAGCGACAUCGGGAGAUUCUGCAUGGGUACAGACAAGAGUAUUUAAAAAUACAGGCCAAUCACACAACUAGAAUGGAACGAGAGGAAUUGCUGCGCGGGUCCGGACUGGGUGGAACUACGUCCCCUUCGACGUCCGGAUUAAGCCGGCGGGACAUGUAUCUGAAGGAAAAUACACAUCUUCACAAUUCAAGUUCCAUGGUUAACGACCAGAUUAGCAUUGCAAUGGAGACGAAGGAACACUUGACCUCUCAACGGCAACAUAUGAAACGCUUCCAAACCAGGAUGCACGAUAUUUCCCAUCGGUUCCCGUUGAUAUCUAGUCUCAUUCAGCGAAUUAACAUUCGCAAACGAAGAGAGUCGCUGAUACUUGGAGGAGUGGUCGGGGUCUGUACGAUUCUUCUGUUGCUGUACGCAUUUCACUGAUCGGAAUACAGGUUGACCAGGUUUGUUGCAAUAAAUUAAUUACUUUUUAGCGCAUUGGACGUUUUCGCUAUCAACAGAUAUCGUUGCUUUGCGCGCAACUGUAAGCACGUUUUAACCGGAAACCAAACUAACUGAAGCAUUCAGCCGAUUGAUAUCGGAGGCAGAGAUGGUUAUCGAAGUUUAUUUUGUAGUUAGAUGUUUUUAAAUUUGGCUGCUCGUAUGGACGGCCAAGGUUUGUUCAGGCCGCAAGUUGUAUGUAUUUAUCAAAAACAUUAAAAAAUAACUAAUAAAGUAAGUCGCGUUGGUCGGCAUUUGUGAUAGGAA